AUGAAUCCCGACCCUCAACUCAGUGUGCAACUCCCUAGAUGUGACGAGUUCCAACAACCGCAUACCAUACCAUCUGAUUGGCUAGCUGCGAGUGGCGCCACACGGCCAGGCACCUUUCGGCUCAUCAACGGUCUGGCUUUCUUUCAAACGACACCUACGCUGGCCAUCUAUGCAUUUCCGGCCCCAGUGGGGCGUGCUAACGAUAGCGUCUUUCACAAUCACUCCCCUCAAGUGUCCGAAAAAAACGACUCCAAAACAACCGAUGUUGUUCAGAGUCUUCCUCGCUACUGUGCUUUAUCCUACGCCGACAAUAAACCAUCUACUCCUGCUUCCCCAAACGACAACGAGCACACGAAAUUCGGGAGAUGGAUCACGCUUGCGGGGCCCGCACAAUCCAUCUCUAUCAACAUGCAGGUCUUGGAAGACGCCGCGCGGGCCGCCUAUGAGCACACCAAGACAUGGUGGCUAUGGGUAGAUGCAUUGUGCAUCAUGUUGGACGAUGAAGGCGACGUGCGUUGGCACCUGGAAAACCGGUCACAAAUCUUCAGCAACGCAGAUUUUUGCCUCGUGCUUUUGGCAGGACUUGGAAAACACGCCUCCAUAGAAAAAAGGACCGAUUAUUUCAGCGCGUACCAAACACUAUUGGACGUUGUUUGUCCCAAACCAGAGGAUGUCGUGGUGCUGCACUCCUGGCCCAACGAAUACGGAAGUGGACAGUGGUGCUUCCCGCAGCGGCCUGACGUGACGGCUAGCAGGGUCUAUGACUCGGAUAUACCUCAGAAUCAAGAAGAGAACCACCCGACGAGGCUUGCGCGAGUACGCAACUGUGUGGCGAUCUCGUUCCUCGCAACAUUGUUGCGCGUAAUCGUAGAAGGGGGCACUUUCAAGGAGGCACCGACACAAAGGGAUCCGGAAGCCUUAAAAGCGGAGAAACCCUCCGAAAAGACCACGUCAGACUCAGGCUUAUUAAACAUGUUUGGAGAAGUCUACAGCAUCCCCUCACAAGUUGGCCAGGUUUCAGAUCCUGCUCCACUGAACCCAUACAGCGGAGUAUAUGGGACGCUCCUCCUAGCAAUGCUCGCACAGCCCUAUCAGCCACUUGAUCUCAAGCCAGCCCAGUCCAUCGUGAACGGGGUGAAGGAAUAUGCUAUACUUCUCAAUGCCUUCCAGCGAGCACUGAGUUCUACGAGCAAUGUUCCGACAGACACCCACAAUUUCACUUACUGGCUGUGCGGCGCCCUGACGGCACACAAGACUGCGGUAAACGUCUGCGGGGCAACACGUUCGUCGAUUGGCGACGUUCCCGGACACAUUACAUUCCUCAAAACCCUUACACGCACAUAUUCGCCUACUAGCAACAGAAAUACCAUAUUCUGGAUUAUGGUGUUUGCCCUCGUCGAAGCAUGGAAACACCCUGACUUGCAGUUCAUCAAUGCCUACAGGUCCUUGCUCGAUGGGAUCGGCUCUGACUUGCCCUUUUACUAUGCCCCCCUGGACGUGCACCUAAUCAGGAACCCGGAAUCGAUAUCGGAGCUCAGGAUCGAAGAUGACAGUACCGUGAUCCUCCAUUUGGCCAAUGCGCACGCCGUAGAGGUCUCGUUGAAAUCCAAGGAACUGCCGAAAUCGGCUGGCGAGAGAGCAUUCUCAAGCACCGAUGGGGACAUUUGGCAAGCAGUAGGGCCACUGCGGCCGAAGCCAGCCAGCCAGUACUACAUGGUGUACAUCGGACAAUUGGAAGGAUUCGUCGGUUCUGAAUCUGAUAACCGGGCAGUGAGCAGAGAAAUACUGGAUCAGAAUGAAAAGGAACUGGCUCGCAUGCCUGUUGGCAAACACGGCCGUCAAAGGGCUAUGAUUAUCCGGAAGGACAAGGGUGUACAGAAUCGCUUCUUCCCGGAGAGGUGGUGUAGGCUUCAUGACAGGGACAUGUCAUUCUUUCAUAUUGAUAGGCAGUUGUUCAGCAAUAAUCGGGUAGUGCAGAAACGUUCCUUCGACCUCCGGCUUUCCUACUGA
Messenger RNA from Trametes versicolor FP-101664 SS1, 2010 nucleotides. RefSeq lists its product as uncharacterized. The transcript has 3 exons. The coding region runs from base 1 to 2010 and encodes 669 amino acids. NCBI's taxonomy places the organism in Eukaryota, Fungi, Basidiomycota, Agaricomycetes, Polyporales, Polyporaceae. The record is from RefSeq and is a predicted model, not a curated record.